AUGGGUGUUGGAAAGCCUCGAUUAGAUGCAUAUGAGAGGAUUCUGUCGCGUCUAUUCGAGAACCUAGCACUCUUCCAUAUUCUCAAAAGGGUAGAUGGACCACAUUCCAUUACCACCGAGACCCCGACGGGCCUCCAAGGCGCCAGGCGGAGGUUCCUCAACAGCUUGAGUUUCAUCUGCGAUAACCAUAAGGGUGGUGACACCACGACUUCAAUGGCCCUUGAGGCCAAGAACGAGGGCGUCGUAUUCUGGAUCGCAGCGAACUUGACGCCAAAGGAUCACAUCCUUGUGUUCCUGGCCGAUAUACUUGAAGACUUGAAGAACGAGCUAAAAGGAACAGACACAACCCGGAACGCUUUGAGUGAUACAUUGGCGAGAAAAUGCAUCGGAUUUGCUGCUCCAAGACUGAAGAAGGAAUGCAAGUUGCUUUCUCGAGCUGCAAGCUACUGCACCGGUUACCUCCAAACAAAUGCUACGACCCUAAAAGCAGCUGAGGUGAAAACCCUGAUUUGUUGGCUCGACCAAUUCUCUGUCACCAAACCUGAUACCUUGACGUUAUGUCGAACAGCCUACAAUGCUCGUCACGAUCCGCAGAUGGCGACAUUAGAAGCUUUGGGCCAGGAGCUCAGUGUUGCCCCAGAGGAAACCGAAAAGACGUUUCGUGCGGUUCGCCAUUUUGUCGGUCGUCUAGCUGAAAGGAUUCGAGUAUCUAUCAACCUCGUUCACGAUUCUGUUCAACUAGGUCCCUUACUCAACUCUUACAGGAUCAAGCGAGUAGAAGCUCCUGUAGCAUCAGUCGUUCCUCCAGCAGAUGGCCUCAGGAACUUGAACUCGAUACUGAAGAGGAUGCUUAGGGCUGACGACCCCCGUCUUGAGGACAUGCAGCACUAUCUGUCCCUACUAGAUGGACCGAUGAUGCUUGAGAGUGCCAUCAAGUCCAUGUACGAAGAAGAUCAUGGCCAGACACGUGUACAUGCAGAAAUACAGAUGUUGGAGGAGUUCCAUCGGAAUAAACGCAAUUUCGUGGGCCACGAUCGCUAUAUAGCAUGUAGCAAGCUCGCGUGUCUCUGCUGCAGAUUCUACUUCAGGCACCAUCCCGGGAAUUUCCAGGAGCCUGUAUCUCACCAAAAGGCGUAUCUGAACUGGCGACCUAUCGAACUACCAGGAGGUCACGAUAACGAGCAUUGGGAACACCAACGUCGUGUUUUGGCAAAUAUCAGUAGAGAGCUGAGCAGGGCUGUCGAGCAGCAGAUUGUGACGCAGCAACAACCUACUCCGUGGCAGCCAGACUCUUUGACGAAUAUCACGGCAGAUAUGGCAGCCGCCAGUCUUGCUGAAACCCAAGAGCCGUUUGAAAGUGAGGAUGGUUGGAGUGAUGUAGACUCUGCUUCACUGGCAAACCUUAACGAAGACGACUAUAGUGAUGAGGCCGACUCCAGUGAUGAAUCUGAUGGAGGUGCAUACUUGUAA
Messenger RNA from Fusarium sp. VM40, 1470 nucleotides. The record is from the annotation of a GenBank genome assembly. NCBI's taxonomy places the organism in Eukaryota, Fungi, Ascomycota, Sordariomycetes, Hypocreales, Nectriaceae.